Messenger RNA from Gasterosteus aculeatus aculeatus (three-spined stickleback), 3326 nucleotides. RefSeq names its product fatty acid 2-hydroxylase. Gene Ontology annotation, molecular function: fatty acid 2-hydroxylase activity; heme binding; iron ion binding. The record is from RefSeq and is a predicted model, not a curated record. Gene Ontology annotation, biological process: lipid biosynthetic process; fatty acid metabolic process. Gene Ontology annotation, cellular component: endoplasmic reticulum; membrane. Lineage: Eukaryota; Metazoa; Chordata; Actinopteri; Perciformes; Gasterosteidae.
CCUCCGUGGAGGUCUGUGUUCCCCCCCCCCCCCGCUCCCACCCCGUGUUCAGCUCUCGGUUUCACGUAGGACGCCAGUCCGCAUCUCCUCUGCUCAGUAUGUCUCCGUCCACGUCCACGUCCCCGCGGCUCCUUGCGGAGAAGGAGGUGGCCCGCCACUGCACCAAGGACUCCUGCUGGGUGCUGCUGGGGACCCGGGUCUACGACGUGACCUCUUUCCUGCGGAUGCACCCGGGCGGUGAGGCGCUUCUACUUCGGCGGUCGGGCAAGGACGUCAGCCCGGAGAUGGAGGGACCCCCGCACCGGCACUCGGAGAACGCGCGGCGGUGGAUGGAGCAGUACUACAUCGGGGAGUUGGACAGAGACAGCGGCACCGGCGAGGCACAGACCGCGAGAGCGAGGAGGAAGGCCGGCGAGCAGACAGUCAGAGAGACGGGAGACGAGAGGACAGGCAAGCGCGUGACCGAGGAGGACGAGAACGCCGACUACAACCGCUGCAGCCCGGUGGACCUGGACAAGGAUUUGGUGGACUGGCGGAAGCCUCUGGCAUGGCAGGUAGGCCACCUGGGAGAGAAGUACGACGCGUGGGUUCACCAGCCGGUCGACAGACCGAUCAGGCUGUUCGGAAACCCCUUGAUGGAGGCCGGCACCAAGACCUCCUGGUACUGGGUGCCAGUGGUGUGGCUUCCUGUCGUCUUCUAUUUCAGUUGGUACUGCUAUACCACCCUGGGUGAGGGCACCACCAGACUCAACCUCACUUCAGGCAUCUCCGUCCCGAUCCACAAGUACUGCUUCCCUCUGCUCUUUCUGCUGGGCUGGUUCUUGUGGUCGUUCAUCGAGUACUGCAUCCAUCGCUUUGUCUUUCACAUGAAACCGCCGGCCCACAACUACUACCUUAUCACGAUACACUUCCUCCUGCACGGACAACACCACAAGUCUCCGUUUGACGGCUCUCGGCUGGUCUUCCCCCCCGGCCUGGCCUCCCUGGUGGUGGGGAGUUUCUAUCUGAUCCUCUGCAGGACGCUCCCGGAGAUCCUCGGUACGUCCGUGUUCGUCGGAGGUCUGUGUGGCUACGUCAUGUACGACAUGAUCCACUACUACCUUCACUACGGUUCCCCCAAGAGGGGCUCGUACAUGUACGGCCUGAAGGCCUACCACGUCAAACACCACUUUGAGCACCAGAGAGCAGGUUUUGGCAUCACCUCCACAUUCUGGGACCACCCCUUCAACACAGUCAUCCCCAAUGAGAAGUACUAACACAGAAGCAGCUCUCCUAAAAGGGCCAUAGGACUAAUCAACCGCCCUCCUUAGCAACCAGCCCACAUGCUGUAACCACCGGGACACCCGUUAGUUCAAUUUCCACCGCCACAGUUUUCCAAAACCAUGGAGGAUGUUCCACUAUUAAGGAGUCUGACGAACCCACGCAUCCAUCUCAUGUCAGCACACAAAACAUUCUCUGGAGUUUUUUUGUUUGUGUCGACCAGUACGCACCGUCACCGAAGCCUUUCCGUGCCACUUUUAUUUAUUUAGCAAAGAAGUGUGUCUGAGCGAUGGACCCCAAUUGGCACCGCCCUUUUAAAUAUUUAUAUAUAUAUAUAUAUUAAUUCCUUGGUGUGAUGAGGCGAUUUAUAUAUUGCCAUCGCCUCGUCACACCGAGGAAUUUAGACCCAAAUUUAGAUCAAACACACACACGCACUGUCCAAGAUUCCUUGAGAGGAAGACUGCGGGAAAAGGAAGUGAUAUGUGGUUGUUGAAUGUGGAAGAUGGAGGAGAAACUGAUGUGAUGAGAGAAAGUGUGAGAGUGUGUGUGGAGAGAGAGAGAGAGAGAGACCAACUCAGAUCUUCUAACCUUCCUCCGCAUCUGCAGCUUCACACGCUGCCACACUCGGUCACGCUCAGGUAUUGUAACAUGCUAGAGAUGUUCCCUUCCUUUUUUUGCCCUGCUGUAGUUUUUGGAAACGGCUGAGAACACAAAAAAAAUCUGUCUUCAAAUAUUACAACAUGCUAAAAGACUAAUUUAUUCAUUAUCAGUAAAGCUGCAAAAGUGAAAUCUUACUCCAGGGCACUAAUGUAAUGUUAAUAUUGAUUUUUACAUGUUUAACCACUGAAGAUAUAUUUUUGCAAGUCUUUUGUAAUGCAUCCUCCGUUUUCUUUUCUUUUGUCAUGCGUGGUACAACAAAGAUGUAGAAAUAAUAUUUUGUAAAAUGCAUUUGAAUUAGAACAGGAGAGUUAUUAGCAGCAGUGUUACGGUCCCGGCGUGAGCAGAUGUUUUCUCAUUGGCUGGACGGUGAGAAAAUGGCUGUUUUGAUGAAGACGAAUGUCUGCAGUGUGUUGUCAUGGCGUCAGAGGGACAGAGCUGAGGGCAUGAGGCCGGCCUGUCAGACUUCCUGUUGUGGGGAUCUCAGGGAUCAUUUUUUAUUGGCCCUGCAGACCUCAGCAGGAUGACGAUGGAUGAACCAUCUGACCGGGCAGCAGGAGGUCUUGAUCGCGACCGGCGGAUCUUCAGGAAGUUUCCUCUGAACAACCUGACAACUGAAGGAGAUCAAACUGCAUCAAAACCGUUCACAUGCAUCAGUCAGUCAGGCCAAGUCUGAAUGUACUACAACGGCUGAAAAACCCUUUCUAUCCACUUUUCUAGCUUAAAGAAAAGACUCCCAUUUACAUAAUAUCUGUGUCCAUGCAUUCCUACGCUCUGUAAAAUAACAUGCAAAAGAUGACUUUCAUAAUAAUAAUGCAGUGACAUUAUUUAAUUUGUGUAGUUUUUUUUCUUAAUAUUCAGUGCAGCAAUAACAUUAAAUCAUCAAGUAUGGGGCUGUGUUUUCACCGGAUUGAGCUAAAACCGCACCAAAAUGUACCUGCAGCAUAUCGUUUUUUCUAAAACCAUAACGCUGUCUGUGGUGACGAUGAACACUCAAGGCAUCGUGAAGAAUAAUCAUGACAUUGAUAUAAUUACCACGAAAAUGAUGAACCAAAGAUUACUGUUGAUGACCGUGAUGAUGGUUGAGAUACUGAUAGCCAUGAUUAUAAUGACGUAAUAAUUAUGGUGACGUAAUAAUAAUGAUGACGACGAUGAUGAUGAUGAGUGUAAUAAUGCAAACUGAUUGUGCCGGCUGCUUAGCAAUCUAAAACGUUUCAACCUCUUGAAGGGAAGAGAGAUCUUAUUUAUGUGUGUUUAUACAAAAUAGAUGCCUCGAUCCUGACUGGUGAACCUUUCCUUGUGCUAAGUUACGCAGCCUGAAAUAACAUUUCCUAAAUAUGUUUACUUAAAUAUUCUAUAACUUUUAUUUUUAAAUCUUAAGUGUAAAUAAAGGUCUGUAUAUUUCUGAA